Messenger RNA from Scophthalmus maximus (turbot), 6742 nucleotides. RefSeq names its product phospholipase C, beta 3 (phosphatidylinositol-specific) (gene plcb3). Gene Ontology annotation, biological process: lipid catabolic process; phosphatidylinositol-mediated signaling. The transcript is spliced from 35 exons. Gene Ontology annotation, molecular function: calmodulin binding; calcium ion binding; phosphatidylinositol-4,5-bisphosphate phospholipase C activity. Lineage: Eukaryota; Metazoa; Chordata; Actinopteri; Pleuronectiformes; Scophthalmidae. The record is from RefSeq and is a predicted model, not a curated record. Bases 364 to 4140 code for a protein of 1258 amino acids.
GGAGGAGGAAAAAGAAAAAACAGAGAGAGGAAGCGCAGAAAGUUGGUAGAGGAGCGAGGGGGCGAGAGCAGAGGAGAGGAGAGGACAGGGGUCGACCAGAUGGGAGGACGGGAGGAAAGGAUCGCUCGAGUGCGCGAUUAAAGGAGUCGGCAUGAAUAAACAAACAUAUGAAUCAAAGCCUACAAUAGAAGGCGUAUUAUAGGCGCGCGGCCGCGCCGCGUGGACGCGGACAAGACAGCAGCGGCGAAGAAGCUCCGCGGUGGAAGCGGAGGAAGGAGCGGCGUUUUUCGGUCCUUCCGCGGAGUCCAGCUCGCCGCAGCCCGGGUCGAGGCGUCGGCGCCCGCGGCCGGCAGUCCGCUCGCCAUGGCCGGGGCCAAGCCGGGGGUGCACGCGCUGCAGCUCAAGCCCGUGUGCGUCCACGACGCGCUGAAGAAGGGAGGCAAGUUCAUCAAGUGGGACGAGGAGCAGAACAGCGGGCCCCCCACCCUGGUAACCCUGAAAGUUGACCCAGAUGGAUUUUACCUCUACUGGACUGGAGGGUCCAACCUGGAAGUGGAGAUUCUGGACAUCGGCACCAUCAGGGACACCAGAACAGGAAAGUACGCCAAACAACCAAAGGAUCCAAAGAUGCGGGAGGUGCUGGGCUUUGUAAAGGGUGCAAAUGUCGAAGGGAAGCUGGUAACCGUCGUCCAUGGCAACGACCUGGUCAACAUCUCUUUCGUCAACUUCCAGGCUAUGCAGGAAGAUACAGCCAAGAUUUGGACAGAUGAGCUGUUCACUUUGGCCACAAACAUACUUUCCCAGAAUGCAUCACGGAACACCUUCCUCUUCAAAGCGUACACCAAGUUAAAGUUGCAGGUGAAUCAGGAUGGGAAAAUCCCAGUGAAGAACAUUCUCAAGAUGUUUUCGGAUAAAAAGAGAGUGGAGACGGCUCUUGAGCAGUGUGGUCUCGUGAAUAACAGGUUGGAGGGAUUAAAGCCAGAUGAUUUCACGUGGGAGGCCUUCCAGAAGUUUCUCGACAGCCUCUGCCUCCGGCCCGAGAUACAAAGCAUCUUUGAGGAAAGUGGCUCCAAGAGGAAGCCGUUUAUCUCUCUGGACCAGCUGAUGGACUUCAUCAACCGCAGGCAGCGAGACUCAAGACUUAACGAGGUGCUGUACCCCCCGCUUAAAAGAGAGCAGGUCCGACAGAUCAUGGAGAAAUAUGAGACCAAUUCCAGCCAGCUGGAGAGAGACCAGAUCAGUUUGCAGGCUUUCACUCGGUACCUGGGAGGAGAGGAAAACAGCAUCGUACCUCCAGAGAGACUGGACAUCAUCGACGAUAUGAACCAACCGCUGUCUCACUACUUCAUCAACUCCUCACACAACACAUACCUCACAGUGGGUCAGCUGACUGGUCUGUCUUCAGUGGAGAUGUACAGGCAGGUGCUCCUGACUGGCUGUCGCUGUGUCGAGCUGGACUGCUGGAAGGGCCGGCCGCAGGACGAGGAGCCCUACAUCACCCAUGGGUUCACCAUGACCACUGAGAUCCCCUUCAAGGAGGUGAUUGAAGCGAUAGCAGAGAGCGCGUUCAAGACCUCGCAGUACCCCGUCAUCCUGUCCUUUGAGAACCACGUCGAUUCGGCCAAGCAGCAGGCCAAGAUGGCGGAGUACUGCAGGACCAUCUUUGGAGACGCACUACUCAUCGAUCCACUGGAGAAAUAUCCGCUGGUCCCAGGUCAGGCGCUCCCAACACCUCAGGAGAUGCUGGGGAAGAUUCUCAUUAAAAAUAAGAAGAAGCACCAGCACCACCGACCCUCGAGCAGCGGCAGCAUACGACGCAGAGAGCUGGAGGAUCAGUCGUCACCCAACAAUGACUGUCCAUUGACAGACGGUGAGGGGAGCCAGCUCUUGUCCAACGGGGAGGAGAAGCUGGCUGAGGGGAUGGUCAAAGACUCCGAGCCUCGCAAGUCCAUCGGAGGCGAGGGAGAAAGCGAGGAGGAUGAGGAGGACGAAGCAGUGACGGAGCCGAAAAAGCCAAACACCGACGAGGGCACAGCCAGCAGUGAGGUGAACGCCACAGAGGAGAUGUCGACCCUCGUCAACUACAUCGAACCUGUCAAAUUCAAGAGCUUCGAGGUGGCGGCCAAGAGGAAGAAGUUCUUUGAGAUGUCAUCGUUUGUGGAAACCAAAGGCAUGGACACCCUGAAGAGCUCCCCUAUGAAGUUCGUCGAGUACAAUAAGAAGCAGCUGAGCCGAAUCUACCCUAAAGGCACGAGGGUGGACAGCUCCAACUACAUGCCUCAGCUCUUCUGGAACGUCGGUUGCCAGAUGGUGGCACUAAACUUUCAGACUCUUGACCUUCCGAUGCAGCUAAACAUGGGGGUGUUUGAGUAUAACGGUCGCAGCGGCUACCUGCUGAAACCAGAAUUCAUGAGAAGGACGGACAAACACUUUGACCCUUUCACGGAGAACAUAGUCGACGGGAUAGUCGCCAACACAGUCAAAAUCAGAGUGAUCUCAGGCCAGUUCCUGACGGACAAAAAGGUGGGCGUGUAUGUGGAAUUGGAAAUAUUUGGACUUCCGGCUGAUACAAAGAGGAAGUACAGAAUCAAAACAUCCAAUGGGAACUCGCUGGACCCUGUGUGGGAUGAUGAAAUGUUUGUGAUCAAUAAGGUGGUUCUCCCUACACUGGCUUCUCUGAGGAUAGCUGUGUUCGAAGAAAACGGCAAGUUUAUUGGUCACCGCAUCCUCCCAGUGUCGGCCAUUAGACCAGGCUACCACUACAUCAACCUGAAGACUGAGCUCAACCAGCCCCUCCUCCUGCCAUCCCUUCUGGUUUACACUGAGGCUCAGGACUACAUCCCUAACGAACACCAGGAGUACGCAGAGGCCCUGACUAACCCCAUCAAGCACAUCAGUGAGUUGCACAAGAGGGAGACACAGCUGGCUGUACUCAUCGAGGACAACAGUGAGCAUGUCCCCAUCCAGCCCAAAGAUGGAGAAGAGUGUGAAGUCAUUCCAGGAGUUCGACUCCCCUCCCCCUUCCACAACCUGCCCCCCUGCUCAUUGGAUGAAUCCCUCGACAUCAUCAAAUUUCCUCCACCAGGCGUGUGUGUAGCACAAAGUCAGAAGGAGGACCUCAUAGCCACCGUUCUGACAGAUGUCCAGGUCUACUCUAAAGAGGAGCUGAGGCAGCAGAAGUCCUACAUGAAGCUGCUAAAGAAACAGAGCAAAGAACUCAAAGAGCUGCGAAAGAAACACCUCAAGAAGGUGUGGAAUCUGAGUAAGGACCAAAAGAAUCGGAGUAGCCAGCUUCAAUCUGACACCCAGAGGAGACGCAGUCAGAUGGAGAAACACCUCAAACGUAGCAUCAGGAAAAAUGAACCACCGGAGCCGGUGCAGCGCGAGCUGACCGCGUUAGACCAGGAGCUUGAGAAGCAGACAGUCCAGCUGAGGGAAUGGCAGAUGCAGGAACUGCUGCAACUUCGACAAAAGCUUCACUUGCUGGAAAGAGAGAAGCAGCAAACACACCUACAGGAGGCCUUCCAGAAGGUAAAGGAGACGGGCCAUGAAUGUCAAGCGACUCAGCUGAAGAAGCUCAGGGAGUUGUGUGAGAAGGAGAAGAAAGAGCUCCAGAAGAUCUUGGACAGGAAGCGACAAAACAGCAUCACCGAAGCCAAGAGCCGCGACAAAGACAAGGCUGAACCGGAACUGAAUGAGAUCAACAGGAAACAUAUUCAAGAUUCUGUCACCUUAAUCCGCGGGCUGGAGGAGGCUCAGACCAGGAGACAGGAGAAGUUGAUGCUGAGGCAGCGGGAGGUGCUGCAACACAUAGAUGAGGAGCUUCCACUGCUGCAGUCCCAGUUGGAGAGGGAUCUGGAGGAAGAGUAUCGGCGACUACCGGAGGAAAUCUGCCAGCACCUGCAGCUGGAGCUCCAGAACAAAGGUCUCCGAACAGACGCCCUGUUCUCGCCCUUUUCCAACCACAGCAGCCCCAGCUCCAGCUCGGGGACGCCCUCCAACUGUUCCACGCCCUCUUACCCGUCAACGCCCAACCGGAGCACCUGGAACAGGAGCAUGGACAAUAGCACUGUCUCAUUGGCUGAUUCCACUUCCUCGUCCACUCCCGUCCUGUCAGAGGCGGAGGUGUCGUUCAGUUAAUGACUCAAAUUAUGACGUGUAAAAAGGAAAAUACAUACAUUCAACAGGGGUUUAUAAUGAUUAAUAUGUGGGAUAGUAAUGAUAUAGAUUAUUUACUAAUUUUAUUCCUUUUAUUAUUCCUUUUAUUACAGACGGUUUUGUUUGUGUCUACAGAGCUAUAUUGUUUUUUAUUUUGCAUUUUUUGUCAGAUGACACAUCAUGCCUUUAGUUGGAAGAUUUCAUAAGAACCAUAACCAAAAGGUUGUUUUUACAUUUUGUUGUUUGUUUGUUUUACAUUAUCUUGUCCUUUCAUUUGCAUUUCUUUGCAUCAUUUCUCUUUUGUUCUGGUCGGUAUGCUUUGCUACAGUUUUGCCGCACCACGGAAGCUUUAAAUUGUGUAGAGAAAGGAGCAGGAUUAUAUAACUUUACCAUAAGGGCAAGAAGGGGUCAAUCUCAUGACAAAUUUGUCACAACCUAUCUGUGUGCUACGAAUAAGUGUCAGGAAGCACAUGUCUCGUCCGCUUUUCAAAGUGAUCAAGCAUGGAAAGUGUGAGUAUCAAGAAGGAAUAUGAAGGAAACGAGGACUGAAUUUUUAACCAGAUUUUUAAAAAAAGGUUUGCCGAGCUUCGGUUUUAUCUGUAAUGUCAGUAGCUGACCAGUAAGUGGUGCUGCAGCCUUAGUUGUUAGAACUCAAUCAUCUACCAUGGUUACACACACGCAGAGACACACACACACACACACACACACACACAUGAUUAACAGCAUCAUUGGCCAGGAUCAAGUCUCUGGCCUUUAACCUUUGAUGUGAAUCUAAUCAAGUUUGAAAAGGGAGUGGUCUGUAUGUCACAAACACACACACACACUCUCUCUAAAAUUCUCAUCCCAUUCAUGCUACUCCCGUUUGAAAAAUAUAGGCGCACACAAACAUGUGCGUGCGUGUAUAUUUUUUAUCGAGGUUUAUCUCGAGGUGUGUCUGUGUGUUGCCAUAAGUUAAUCUCUUGAUGAAGCUCUGCUUUUGGUGGCUGUUAACACUUACUAAACGGUAACAGUCUGCUCAACGUGUGUGUCCGUGUGUGUCCAUAUGUCUGAGUGCAGAUAUUGUGCUACUCUGGCGGCCCACAGAGGAACAUCACAUGAAUGACCGCUGUGGGAGACCGACCACAGAUGAUGACUUCCAGCUUCAGUGUGACAGUUUCAUGUAAAACUGUACUGUGUACUAGACUACUGUCUGUUUUAGUUCAAAUCACCAAUUGUAGCAAACACACGGGGGUGUUCCUUCCCCUUCUAAACCAAACUCUGAUGUACUCAUUUUCUAGGAAUGAUCAUCGGCGUAUCGUUAGAUUUUGUCAUUAGUCCUCAGAAAGUUACCACUUAGACAAAAUGAUUUUCACGAGACUUGCAGACGUCCCUUUUUUUAUGCCUCAAAAUCUAAAGCCUUUCACUUAUUGCCAUCGUGUGUUGCUAUGAAAAACUGUAAUUCAGCUCUUCUGUUCCAGAAUUUACAAGACAGGAACAACUUUUAAGUGGAUUUUUUUCUUAUCAGGGUAAAUAUGCCCUAGGUACUUCAUUAAGCCAAAUAUUGAAUGUGGCAUUUUAAAGACAUUCAAAGUUAACGGUACUUUAAUUAAACAAUCUGGUUUUGUCUCCAUCAAAGCUUUUUCGCUCAGCUUUCAUCCAUUGUUUUUUUUAAAUGGUUCUUGCUUUUACUUUGUUGUCCACUGAGGGGUAAAAUGUUGUCACUCUGUUUAUGUGUAUUGUGUGUAUAUGCUUGGCUGUAUGUGAAUUUUACUACUGACCACAAGUGCUGUGGAGGGAUGGAGGUCGGGAGAGGUCAAGGGAGGCUGAGAAACUCUGUGUCGUCGUCGUCGUCGUCGUCGUGUCUCUCUCCUCCCUCCUUCAAUGAGCACUGUCUGCCUGUCUGUCUGAUUAUCCCCCUCUCAUGCGUGCACACAUACCCCUUGCAAGCUAUUUAAAUAGAUUUUUAACAACUUUUUCUUUUGUGGUUAUUUAAGUUUUCUUGGGGAUGGAAGAAGGUGCCGCUUUUAAUAAUUUGCAGUGUAAAUGGUUUUCAUAUAUCAAGUCCCAUUUAGUAUUUUACUGUGCCUGAAAGCAGCAUGCAGCCAAUAAGAGUUAUGAAAUGGUUUAAUUAAUAGCUCAUUAAGCAGCAGCAACAACAUACAAUCACUAGGGUCACUAGUGUCUUAAAAUGAAUACACUGACCUCUUGACCUCUGAUAACAUAACUCGCCUAUCUCGCUUUAGACACUAAUUAAAACAAUGUGCUAUGAACAGUGGGGAACUGCCUCCAGUCUUCUCACAUCCAAAGGUUUAUUUGCCAUAAAUGUGGACACAUUCCUCAGCAGCUGUCUGCGUUCAGGGACGAGGUGGUCCAAGCCAUUCCAAAUCCAGGGGCAAGUAUUCAACGUAACACCUUCCGUUGUCUUAACGCGAUUUGUACAUUACUGCCAGGUACUCAACAGUGGGUUGUUUUUUGUCCAUUCUCAUUUUUAAGGUGAAAGAUCCUGUCUCAGCUGUUUUACUGCACUUGUAGCCCUCCUACUGUUUUUGUUGCCUGUAAAAACCUUGUGUUCCUGUGACAUCAAUACAACCACUUUGCAAUGGUU